GGUCAAUCAUCUUCAGGUGAGAACUUCAAGUCUUCAUCUGAAACACCUCCAAGAAAACAGAGGGGACUCUUCUCUGAUGAGGAGGAUACUGAAGACUUGUUUUCAACCAGUAAAACUGUGAAGUCCAAAGCUACAUCUCUCCCCACCAGCAAGUCCGUGACAAAAGCUGCACUCUCCUUAUUUGAUGAUGAUGACGAGGAUCUCUUUGGUGUAGUACCUGUGAAGAAGCAACAGGAAAAACCCUCGGAAGAGAAACCAAAACAGCCAGAGCCACUCAAGAAAGCCUCCAGCUUAUUGUUCAGCAGUGAUGAGGAGGAACACUGGAGUGUCUCCAAGCCAGCUAAACUCCCUUCUGAAAACGACCGAAAAGAGGACCCUGCAAAACCAGCUAGCACUGUCAGUCAGCCUAAACCUCUGAAGAAGACAAGCCUCUUUGAGGAAGAGGAUGAGGAGGAUCUAUUUUCAAUCACUAAAGAGAGCCAGAGAAAGCCACAGAAGGUGUCGUUGUUGUUUGAAGAUGAUGCUGUUAAUGGAGAAUCCCUCUUCAGCUCCCAAUCCACGCUACUUCCUUCAGCUUCUACGGCUGCAGAGAAAGUAAAACCAGCACAAGCACCACCUUUCUUUAAUGAAGAAGAAAAGGAGGAAAAGGAAGAUUUGCCCUAUAAAGCAGCAAAGUCUAACCGGGUAGAAGAUACGUUGUGGCGUUUAGAAGAGCAUGAAGCCCUUCCUGUGCCUAGAGGAGGAGAUGUUGUGGGGGAGCAAACAACAGAAAAACCUUUUGCAACAACAUCCUCAGAGCCAGCCAGCAGUUCUGAUCUGUUUGCAACAUCCCCACCAGCUCUGGAGAAAGAUAUCAAGACCCGAGCUAAGAAAGUGUUAAGCUUGUUUGAGGAGGAGGAAGAGGAGAGACAGGAAGAUGAUGAUGGUAUCAAAAAUGCACAGAAAGAAAUUAGUGUGGUAAGUCCAGAGAACACUCGGCCCAAAAGCACUGGAGUGUUUCAAGAUGAAGAGCUCCUCUUCAGUCAUAAACUUCAGAAGGACAAUGAUCCAGAUGUCGAUCUCUUUGCCAGCCCCAAGAAGUCGAUGUCUGCGAACCGUAUCCUGAAGCCAUCACCUGGAGGAGGGCUUUUUGGAGAUGAUGAUGAGGAUGAUCUCUUCAGUACCCCUAAACCAAAGCUUCCGAAAAUAGCUGAGAAGAAAACACUUAAGGCCAGUACCAGCCCUCCCAUGGAGAGCAGUAAUUUUCUAGAAAAUGCUUUAAGUGCCAAACAAGAUGAAGCUUUGAAGGCAGUAACCACAGAGAAAUCUACAGAUCCUGCUCCCAUUAAAACCAAAGAACCCUCAUCUCGGAUUGGAAAGCUACAAGCUAAUUUAGCUAUUAACCCUGCAGCCUUACUACCUGGUGCGAUGCCUAAGAUCUCCAGUGUAAAGUCCCCUCUGCCAGUUGUGGACACUCCGUUGCAUGAGCCCAAGAAUGUACAGAACAGUGAAGCCUUCUCUGCUGCAGGGAACAAUGAAGAGCUAGGUGUAAGCUUUGAUCAGCCUAUGCAAGCGGAUACCUUGCACAGCGCCAAUAAGACCAGGAUCAAGGUUACAGGAAAACGAAGACCUCCUAGCAGAAUGGCCCGGCGGUUGGCUGCCCAAGAGUCUGAAGAGGGUGAGGAGGUGGAUAGUGCUAAAGAACCAAAAUUCUCUCUACCAAAACAGACAUCGGCAGUAGUGAACAUAAAGGAGUCUCUUGCUACUGAAGCAGAGUCCAAGGAAAAUGGCUUUUCCUCUGGCUUGUCGCCACCAGCUCAUGGCAGUGUUUUGUCUGCUCGGACAAACAAACUCCUUCCUCCAGAGUCCUCAGACCAAGGGGAUGAUCUGUUUGAAUCAGAAGACCUUUUUGCAAGCAGCUCAACAUCCAGAUCAGCUGCACAAUCAAAGUUAAAGGAAGGAAUGUCGGACAGUGUGGCUAACAAACCUGUCAAGGGCAAGGAGAAAAAGCCUGAUCUGUCUGUUCUAGGUGAUCAAGACAGCACUGAUCUCUUCCAGCCUGUAGAGCAAAAAUCUUCAACAAAAAACAGCCCUAUACCUUUUUUGGAGGAAGAGGAAGACUCUCUCUUCACCUCUCAGAAAACUGGAAAAAAGGAGUUGAAAUCUGCUGUCCAGCAAGCUGUUGACCUUACUGCCCAAGAUAUCUUUGAGGAUGAUAUAUUUGCUACUGAGGCAAUUAAACCAAUGAACAAAGCAAAAGAGAAAAUGCCAGAGACUAACCUGUUUGAUGACAACAUUGAUAUUUUUGCGGAUCUCACUGUAAAACCAAAAGAGAAGACCAAGAAAAAGGUGGAACAAAAAUCCAUAUUUGAUGAUGAUAUGGAUGAUAUCUUCUCUAGCAGCCAAGUCAAGAUACCCACUCCUAAAAGCAAAUCUCCCCAAGCAGCCUCAGAAACAAAAUCUGAAAGCAAGACACUGAGCACGUUCGAUGACCCACUGAAUGCCUUUGGAGGACAGUAGCCAAGGGAAGUGUGUUGCAGAGAGAAGACCUUCCCUGUGCCCUGCCCAGUACUAAUGCUCUGGAUUCUCUAAGCCAGUCGAGCUGAAGUGAGAUGGCUGUGGAUAUUUAAAUAACUUUACCCAUUUUAAAUGGUUAGUAUUCUCUUCUGCUGGGUCUAAUGCACUAAAUGAUAUAUUUUUUAAAGAUGACAGUAACCUCCUGCUAUCUUGUUUCCAUGGUGCCCGGAUGAACAUAGCCUGUGCAAUACCUGCAAUGAAGUAAUCUAUUAUACAAAGUAUAGUUUGUUUUAUUGAACAGAUCUAUAGAUAAAAGAAUUGAUAAAUAGUAAAAUGAGUCUGUUAAAC
This is a messenger RNA of Merops nubicus (carmine bee-eater), 2844 nucleotides long. RefSeq names its product WASH complex subunit FAM21A-like. Gene Ontology annotation, cellular component: WASH complex; early endosome. The annotation marks the transcript as partial. Gene Ontology annotation, molecular function: phosphatidylinositol phosphate binding; retromer complex binding. Gene Ontology annotation, biological process: protein localization to endosome; retrograde transport, endosome to Golgi. NCBI's taxonomy places the organism in Eukaryota, Metazoa, Chordata, Aves, Coraciiformes, Meropidae. The transcript has 15 exons. The record is from RefSeq and is a predicted model, not a curated record.